Messenger RNA from Acanthochromis polyacanthus (spiny chromis), 1747 nucleotides. RefSeq lists its product as uncharacterized. The transcript is spliced from 4 exons. Bases 1032 to 1679 code for a protein of 215 amino acids. NCBI's taxonomy places the organism in Eukaryota, Metazoa, Chordata, Actinopteri, Pomacentridae. The record is from RefSeq and is a predicted model, not a curated record.
UCCAGAAAAACUGUCAUUCUGGUUUGUUGCUAGAAAAGAAAUGCCAGAUUUUACAGUUUUUAACUGUGUUUGGGAGAAACGGUGCAUGAAUGUUAGGAUUUAUGUGGAUUUUUGCAGUAAUUUAUUACAAUCUGCUGGGAUUCUGAACUUAUUUAUUCAGGUUUUGGAGUUUAUUUAUCACCUGUCUGCAAAAUAAGGAAACUGAUGGAAAAAAAAAAUUUUCAUUAACGUGCAAAUGGAAGGAAUAAGGAGCCAGAGUUGCUGCUAUUUCCAAUGAAACUGCAUCGUCUAUGAAUAAACAGCCCGAUCUCACGAGGAUUCGUGAAACUGUCACGUAAAUUUUAGUUUCGGUUUCGUGCGCACCAACACGAUUUCGUCAUGUUUUUCGUGCCGCUCACCACGAAAUGUUUUUCGCUGUGGUAAUCACAUCUGAAAGUGGUUUAUACCGGCGGAUUCAUGACGAUCUAAGCUGUCCAUCAGCGUAUACUGCUUGUGUGAUCGCGUUUGCGGCCGCCGGCCGCCGGACAUUCUUGAAAUUCCUAUGCAAAUUGGUAAGUGUACCACCGGCUUAUGGUUAGGUUAUGGUUAUGGUUAUGGUUAUGGUUAUGGUUAGGGUUAUGUUUAGGAACGAUGUCAUGCAAAAUAUAGCAUUGGAUUCGCCACGGUUUUACAUUAAAAAUAUAAUAUACACAUUCUUUUGAAAUACGUUCUGAGUGGCACGAAAAGUCCGCCGUUUAAAAUACAUUGGUGCGCAUUUCGUGGUGAGCGGCACGAAAAACAUGACGAAAUCGUGUUGGUGCGCACGAAACCGAAACUAAAACUUACGUGACAGUUUCACGAAUCCUCGUGAGACCGUGUUGGAAUAAAACAUGUCAUGGUUCAUGUUGACAUACAUUAGAACAUGUAAAUGAAGCAGAAGAAGAACGCUCCAUCAGAGCUUCCAUCUGUCUGCUGCCCGGUGUGUGGGAUGUCGGAGGACACCUGAACGCAGCACGGAUCACCUGCCUCCCCAGGUGAGCUGAACGAGUGUGAUGAGCUGCUGGAGGUGCAGCUGUGAUAUAAAAGCAGAGCAGUUGCAGCUGCAGCUCACAGCUUCUGUCUGCAGCAGCCUCCUCACUGCUGAUCAACCUGCUGGAGCUCAACUCUGUGGCCUGGGCUUCUUCUCACAGCUCGACAUGCUGCUGGAAUCUGUUCUCAGGGUCUCCUGGAUCUGCUUCCUGCUCCUCAGCUCUGGAGCUUGUUACCCUUUUGUAAUUAAAGGUCAAACAGGUUCUGGAGGAGCUGGUGGAGGAACUGGCUCUGGGGGUUCAGGAGGAUCUGGUGGUUCUGGAGGCUCUGGUUUCUUCAGUGGUUUCUUUCCCUCUGGAUCUGCAGGAUUUGCCCCUCUGAUUAACUACCCACAGGGGUUUUCCUACAGUCUGCUUGACUUGAGACCAAGGUUUGUCGGUCUCCCAGACCCCUCAGUCUUUAUCCCUGAUAACAUUCCCACCGAUCCGUUCCCAGUAGUCGUUCGUGGUCCUACGUCCUACAUCGUCCAGUCCAGUAACGGCUACCAGCGAGCCAGAGAACUCCUCUCUCACUCUAAAUACAACCCGGAUGACUUUGGUCUGUUUAACUCUCCGGUGAACCCAGGAGAUCCUAUCCAAGGACCUGGAGCUGGACCUGGAACCAAGGUCUAAGCAGGUGGACCUGAUCAGCACAACCUCCAUGAAACUACAAAGUAACUUUUAAUAAACCUAAAGUAAAC